Molecule: messenger RNA, 3651 nt
Organism: Homo sapiens (human)
Lineage: Eukaryota; Metazoa; Chordata; Mammalia; Primates; Hominidae
Gene: POTEA
Product: POTE ankyrin domain family member A (gene/pseudogene)
Exons: 11
Coding region: 116-1795 (559 amino acids)
Source: RefSeq, a predicted model, not a curated record
UUGGCUGGGAUUGACCUUUCUCCCCUAACAGAUUGGAAACUCGUAAUUUCCCGCUUUUUGGUGAAACUCGUUGACAGACACCAUCUGCUCGCUACUACCAGGCUGUUGAAAGCAGAUGGUGGCUGAGGUUUCUCCAAAGCUGGCUGCCUCCCCUAUGAAGAAGCCCUUUGGCUUCAGGGGCAAGAUGGGCAAGUGGUGCUGCUGCUGCUUCCCCUGCUGCAGGGGAAGCGGCAAGAACAACAUGGGUGCUUGGAGAGACCACGACGACAGCGCCUUCACGGAGCCAAGGUAUCACGUCCGUCGAGAAGAUCUGGGCAAGCUCCACAGAGCUGCCUGGUGGGGUGAAGUCCCCAGAGCGGAUCUCAUCGUCAUGCUCAGGGGCCCUGGCAUUAACAAAAGGGACAAGAAGAAGAGGACUGCUCUACACUUGGCCUGUGCCAAUGGCAAUUCAGAAGUAGUAAGUCUUCUGCUGGACAGACAAUGUCAACUUCAUGUCUUUGACAGCAAAAAGAGGACAGCUCUGAUAAAGGCCGUACAAUGCCAGGAGGAUGAAUGUGCGUUAAUGUUGCUACAACAUGGCACUGAUCCAAAUCUUCCAGAUAUGUAUGGGAAUACUGCUCUACACUAUGCAGUCUACAAUGAAGAUAAAUUAAUGGCCAAAACACUGCUUUUAUACGGUGCUGACAUUGAAUCAAAAAACAAGGGUGGCCUCACACCACUUUUGCUUGCUGUACAUGGACAAAAACAGCGAAUGGUGAAAUUUUUAAUCAAGAAAAAAGCUAAUUUAAAUGCACUUGAUAGGUUUGGAAGAACUGCCCUCAUACUUGCUGUACGUUGUGGAUCAGCAAGUAUAGUUAGUCUUCUACUUCAGCAAAAUAUUGAUGUAUUUUCUCAAGAUGUAUUUGGACAAACUGCUGAAGAUUAUGCAGUUUCUAGUCAUCAUAGUAUAAUUUGCCAAUUACUUUCUGACUACAAAGAAAACCAGAUGCCAAACAACUCUUCUGGAAAUAGCAAUCCAGAACAAGACUUAAAGCUGACAUCAGAGGAAGAGCCACAAAGGCUUAAAGGAAGUGAAAAUAGUCAGCAUGAGAAAGUGACUCAAGAACCAGACAUAAAUAAGGAUUGCGAUAGAGAGGUUGAAGAAGAAAUGCAGAAGCAUGGAAGUAAUAAUGUGGGAUUAUCAGAAAACCUGACUGAUGGUGCUGCUGCUGGCAAUGGUGAUGGUGGAUUAGUUCCACAAAGAAAGAGCAGAAAGCAUGAAAAUCAGCAAUUUCCUAACACAGAGAUUGAAGAGUAUCACAGUGAAGAACAAAAUGAUACCCGGAAGCAACUUUCCAAGGAACAGAAUGCUAGAAUAUUACAAGAUGAGAUUCUGACUACUAAACAGAAGCAGAUAGAAGUGGCCGAAAAAAAAAUGAAUUUUGAGAUUUCUCUUAGCCAUAAGGAAGAAAAAGAACUCUUGCAUGAAAAUAGCAUGAUGCAGGAAGAAAUUGCCAUGCUAAGAAUAGAACUAGACACAAUAAAACAUCAGAACCAGCUAAGGGAAAAGAAAUAUCUGGAGUACAUUAAAAGUGUGAAAGAAAAGAAUGAUAAUCUUCUAAAGGCUAUACAAUUGAAUGAGGAAGCACUAACAAAAGCAGUAGUUCAGUACAGUGGACAGCUUAGCAUUUUGACAACUGAGAAUAAAAUGCUCAGUUUUGAACUGCAGAAUGUAAGACACAACAAUGAAACACUGGAAAUGGAAAUUCAAUCAUGUCAUUUUAGACUGGCUACUGCUCUACAUGAUUGUGACUGAAGUCAGAUAGCAGAAAGAGACUUCUUUCCAGAGAACAAGACAUGAACAGGUUUAUUUACAGGAGACAAUGAAUUCUCAUAUAUCUAACCUAAAAGGUAACAGUGAGAUUCUUUCUGAGCAACUCUAAUGCUAACAGUAAAAUUAACAGCCUGAAAAUUAAGGUCCAUCACACAAGAUAAACUCUGAGAGAAAAGACGGGGCAGGCCACCAUUUUUCCUUUUUGGGCAACUUAGUCAUUCCAGCCUGCAGGCUUUGGAGAGUACAAACCGACCAGGGGAAGAAGACAUCCUGCAGCACAGCACAGCUGCUUUAUCAAAUCAUGGCCAGACUGCUUCUGUAAGCAGGCCCCUGAUCCUGUUUCUCCUCACUGGAAAGGACCUCCCAGCUGAGGCCUCCAGCUACCCCCACCAGUGUUCCCUGGCCAACAGAGAUUUAAAUCCCCCCUGGGACAGAGCACCCAGAGAGAGGGGUGGGUCACCACCUUUGCUGUUUGGGCGACUAGCCAUUCAGGCCUGCAGACUUUGGAGAGCCCAAGCUGACCAGGGGUGGAAGUGGUACCUCAGCACAGCACAGCUGCCCUAUGAAAAUGUGACCAGACUCUUUUUUAAGUCAGUCCCUGACCACAUUUGUUAUCACUGAGUGGAGUCUUUCAACCAGGGUCUCUGGCUACCUUCAGUGCUGUUCUCUGGCUGACAGAGGUUUCAGGCCUUCCUGAGUCAGAGCUCCCAGGGGGAGGACCAGAUUGUCAUCUUUGCUGUUUGGGCAACUCAGCCAUUUCAGCCUUAGGGCUUCAGAGUGUCUGAGGUGAUGAGGAGCUGAAGUGAACCCCCAGCAUAGCACAGCUGCUUUACCAAAAAGUGGCCAGACCUACAUUUUAAGCAAGUCCCUGUUCUUGUUCCUCCUGAUUAGGCAAGAGUUUUUUCCACUUGCCUCCAGCCACCUCCUACAGGUGUGUUCAGAUUGGCAACAAGUUUGUACCUCAGUGGUACAGUACUCCCAGAGGAAGGGGCAGGCUAUCAUCUUUGCCUUUUCACAGCCUUCAUUGGUGAUACCUUCAGGCCCUGGAAAAUAUGAGGCAGUUAGGGACUGGAGUGCACCCCCAGCAUACCACAGCCCCCCUACGGAAAAGUGGCCAGACUGUUACGUGGGUGCCAGUUUCCAUAUCUUCUUGAUGGGCAGGUCUUCCCAUCCUGGGUCUCUAGCCAGCACCCCACUGGAGCUACCAAGCCAGUAGCAACUCAGCAAUUCCCUGGACAGAGCUUCCAGGAGCAACUGAAAUCCUCUAUGCCACUGCCUCUGCAGUGGAACUGUCCUUGCUACCCUUGGAAUAUCAAGGGAGCAAAGACUUUAAGUGCUGUAUUGACAUGUCCAACAAGUUGCAGUUGACCCAGUGAGCAAGCCAGUCCAUCUCCCAUGGGUCCCACACACUCUCCACUGUUCAUCACCCGACAGGGAACGCUGGCUUGGGCCCACAGCACAGACACUCCAUCCUGGGCUGAUCGCACUAAGUGAUUGCUAACUCACAUCUCUCUGGGGUGGAGCCCCUAGGAGAAAAGCCAAGUGGUAGAGCAGCAAGCCAGCUGAUGCGGAGCCCAAAGGGCAGGGACAGCUAUCUCUCUAGGCACCAUUUGCUCUUAUGAGACACUUUAUCCCAGCACUUUAGGAGUGCUGAGGUCAGACCAGCCACAUCUUAUGUGCAAGAUUGCCCAGCAGAGAUCAGGUCUGAGAGUUCCCCUCUUAAAAAAAGGGGACUUGCUUAAAAAAGAAGUCUGGCCACAUUUUUGUAGAGCAGCUGUGCUGUGUUGGGGCUUUAGUUUUGAGAGAGUUCUCCUCUGAGACCUGAUCUUUGCUGGGAA